Molecule: messenger RNA, 432 nt
Organism: Yamadazyma jaroonii
Lineage: Eukaryota; Fungi; Ascomycota; Pichiomycetes; Serinales; Debaryomycetaceae
Source: the annotation of a GenBank genome assembly
AUGCAAAAAGUUUUAUUUUUAUCAUUAAUCUCAUUAGGUUUAGCUGCCUACACUAACGAUACUGUUAUCACCACUGACAUCACUGUCACUGAUUACACUACUUACUGUCCAGAAAGUACCACCAUCACCAUCACUAAAUGUGAUACUGUCUGUCACCCAACUGAAAUCACUGUUACUGAACCAACCACUAUUACUGUCACUGGUGAAUGUAUCGUCCCAACCACCAUUGCUCCAACCACCGUUGCUCCAACCACUGUUGCUGAUGUUUCAACUGCUAUUCCAGAAGAAACCACUCCAACCACCGUUGCUGAAGAAUCCACCACUGAACCAGCUCCAUCUACCGUUGCUGGUGUCUCAACUUUUGAAGGUGGUGCCAACAAAGUUGUUGUUGGUGCUGCUGCUGGGUUAGCUGCUUUUGCUGCUUUAUUAUAA